This is a messenger RNA of Grus americana (Whooping crane), 5107 nucleotides long. Its product is annotated as deleted in malignant brain tumors 1 protein-like. The transcript has 23 exons. Lineage: Eukaryota; Metazoa; Chordata; Aves; Gruiformes; Gruidae. Gene Ontology annotation, cellular component: membrane. The record is from RefSeq and is a predicted model, not a curated record. Bases 1 to 3333 code for a protein of 1110 amino acids.
AUGUCCCGAUGGCUGUUGUCUGUCUCCAAGGCUGGAGAGUCCCCCGCCUCUGCAGGGACCGGCUCCUGUGGUGGCUUGCUUCAGGGUUUGUCCGGCACAGUCCAGAGCCCGGGCUACCCCUCCUCCUACCCCAACAGCGCCCGCUGCGUGUGGCGCAUUCAGCUGUGGGAGCUGGAUCGCAGGGUCGAGCUCCAGUUUCUGGAUGUGGAGCUGGAAGGCAACAGCUGCCAGUACGACGCCAUCGAGGUGUACGACGGCGGGUCCCCUGAGAGCCUGCUCCUGGGGAUCGUUUGCAGGAACGACCAUCGCAUCUUCAAGUCAUCCGGGCACCAGAUGACCAUCCUGUUUCGCAGUGAUGGCAGCAUCACCCAGAGAGGUUUCCGGGCCUACUACUCCUCCUUUCUCAGCUCCGGCAGCACCACGGUUCCAAUCAUAGCUGAUGAGCUGUUGCUGCAGCUGACCGGUGGGCCGAACAGAUGUGCAGGCAACGUGGAAGUCUUCUAUUUUGGAGGCUGGAUUAAAAUCUGUGGGUACCAGUGGGACAUGCAAGACGCCCAGGUUGCAUGCAGGCAGCUUGGCUGUGGCUCUCCUCUUGGUGUGAUGCACUAUUUCCCUUCGAGCAACUCGUACCCAUACAUGAUGACGGAGGUGAAUUGUGCGGGCUCUGAAGAGUAUUUGUGGUACUGCCCUUUCAAGGAAGAGUACUCUGUCUGUUAUCACGGGGAUGCUUCUGUCAUAUGUUCAGACUCGGGACUAACAGUGCCUCCGCCAACAGCACCAGGUAGCUCCAGCUUCACUCCCCCUGAGUCAUGGACCACAGGGACCGGCUCCUGCGGUGGCUUGCUUCAGGGUUUGUCCGGCACAGUCCAGAGCCCGGGCUACCCCUCCUCCUACCCCAACAGCGCCCGCUGCGUGUGGCGCAUUCAGCUGUGGGAGCUGGAUCGCAGGGUCGAGCUCCAGUUUCUGGAUGUGGAGCUGGAAGGCAACAGCUGCCAGUACGACGCCAUCGAGGUGUACGACGGCGGGUCCCCUGAGAGCCUGCUCCUGGGGAUCGUUUGCAGGAACGACCAUCGCAUCUUCAAGUCAUCCGGGCACCAGAUGACCAUCCUGUUUCGCAGUGAUGGCAGCAUCACCCAGAGAGGUUUCCGGGCCUACUACUCCUCCUUUCUCAGCUCCGGCAGCACCACGGACUCGGGACUAACAGUGCCUCCGCCAACAGCACCAGGUAGCUCCAGCUUCACUCCCCCUGAGUCAUGGACCACAGGGACCGGCUCCUGCGGUGGCUUGCUUCAGGGUUUGUCCGGCACAGUCCAGAGCCCGGGCUACCCCUCCUCCUACCCCAACAGCGCCCGCUGCGUGUGGCGCAUUCAGCUGUGGGAGCUGGAUCGCAGGGUCGAGCUCCAGUUUCUGGAUGUGGAGCUGGAAGGCAACAGCUGCCAGUACGACGCCAUCGAGGUGUACGACGGCGGGUCCCCUGAGAGCCUGCUCCUGGGGACCGUUUGCAGGAACGACCAUCGCAUCUUCAAGUCAUCCGGGCACCAGAUGACCAUCCUGUUUCGCAGUGAUGGCAGCAUCACCCAGAGAGGUUUCCGGGCCUACUACUCCUCCUUUCUCAGCUCCGGCAGCACCACGGACUCGGGACUAACAGUGCCUCCGCCAACAGCACCAGGUAGCUCCAGCUUCACUCCCCCUGAGUCAUGGACCACAGGGACCGGCUCCUGCGGUGGCUUGCUUCAGGGUUUGUCCGGCACAGUCCAGAGCCCGGGCUACCCCUCCUCCUACCCCAACAGCGCCCGCUGCGUGUGGCGUAUUCAGCUGUGGGAGCUGGAUCGCAGGGUCGAGCUCCAGUUUCUGGAUGUGGAGCUGGAAGGCAACAGCUGCCAGUACGACGCCAUCGAGGUGUACGACGGCGGGUCCCCUGAGAGCCUGCUCCUGGGGAUCGUUUGCAGGAACGACCAUCGCAUCUUCAAGUCAUCCGGGCACCAGAUGACCAUCCUGUUUCGCAGUGAUGGCAGCAUCACCCAGAGAGGUUUCCGGGCCUACUACUCCUCCUUUCUCAGCUCCGGCAGCACCACGGUGCCAGGUAGCUCCACUUUGACCACCCCCGUGUCGUCGACCACAGAAGAUUAUUUUUGUGGCGGCUUGCUUUCCUCUCCGUCUGGUACCUUACAGAGUCCAUUUUACCCCAGAAAUUAUCCAAACAAUGCCAACUGUGUUUGGGAAAUAGAAGUAAAGAGCAACUUCCGUGUCACACUCGCAUUUAGAGAUGUUCAGAUGGAAGGUGGCAGAUGCCUGUCUGACUACGUGGAAGUCUACGAUGGGCCACUCUAUACCUCUCCUCUCCUUGGGAAAUUUUGUUCUGGUUCUUUUCGCACAUAUACCUCUUCCUCAAACCUGCUGACUGUCCGAUUUUACAGUAACUCUCGAUACACAUACAGAGGGUUUCAGGCUGACUAUUAUUCCUCUCCAGCAGAUAAGAGCACUACACUGCUGUGUUUGCCAGACUACAUGCAUGCAGUUGUGAGCAGGUACUACCUUCAGUCACAAGGCUACUCUGCUUGGAAUCUCUCCUUGAAUGACCCCUAUUGCAAACCCAACAUUACAUCAGAGUAUGUUAUAUUCGACAUACCAUACACUCGCUGCGGCACGGUGAGAGAGGGAAACAACAAUACAAUAACCUAUUCCAACAUUAUUAGAGGAUCCUCUUCUGGUACUGUAAUCACAAGAAAUAAAAAUCUUCACUUGCAUAUCAACUGCAAAAUGCUCCAGAACACAUGGGCACAAAUAAUGUAUGUUGCGGAGGACAAUUUUGAAGUCAAUGAAACUCAGUAUGGCAGAUAUGAUGUAAACCUUACAUUUUAUCAUUCUGCAUCCUUCUCACGGCCAGUGUAUGACUCGCCAUACUAUGUUGAUAUCAACCAGAAUUUGUUCCUUGAAGCUUACCUGCACAGCUCAGAUCCAAACCUAGUGUUAUUUGUGGACACAUGUGUGGCAUCUCCCACUCCCCACAAUUUUACGACAGUAACCUAUGAUAUAAUCAGGAAUGGGUGUGUUCGAGAUUCUACAUAUGCUACGUAUUAUUCACCCUACAGAAAUGUGGCCCGGUUUAAAUUCAAUGCCUUCCAGUUUAUUCGUAACAAUCCAUUGGUUUACCUGCAGUGUGAACUAGUGGUGUGCAGGGCCUAUGACUAUUCUUCCAGAUGCUACCAAGGUUGUAUUACUAGGUCCAAGAGAGAGGCAAACUCUGGCCAGGAAAGUGUGACUGUUGUUGCUGGUCCAAUACAGCUUCAGGAAGCUGGUGAUAAGAAAAGGAAUGCACGUGAUUUUAAAUAAAACUGUCUCCUUUAGCAGACAGCAUCUUUAAAUGCCAAUUUAAUUCUGAAAGAAACUAUGCUGCUGCUGAAUUACCGGCAGCUCUACAAUAAAAGUUAGGAAUGUGCUUACUGACUCAUGCCUGCUAAUCCCACUUCAUAUUGGUUGUCUUUGUCGGCACAUAAUAAAAAGCUAAUUCAGCAGCUCUGCGAGGAGUCUGAUGACACAGGGCACAGGAAGCUCUGUGGAACUCACCUGUUCCCAAGCUGCCUGCAACUUGUAGCUGCUGUGUCCGAAAAGCGGGUCUGAAAGCUUCCCUGACAAAUUUGUAAUCUCUGAGCUUUUUGCUUGUUUUGUUAAUGGUAAAACUAAAUGUUUAAGUUGCAGUUUAAAUCUAUAAACAAGCUCUACUAAUAUAAACCUUGUCUGAUGUGUAUCUAGAGUACCCUGGAUAGGUAUCUAGAGUACCCAGAGUGCAAGAAAUCGAUUAAUCUUUAAAUCUGAUCUAGAAUGCCAUUUUUUCAUUUUUAACGUUUUGGAAAUAACAAGAUGAGGGAUCAAAUGUAACCAUGUCCUCUCAUCCUUCCCAGAGCUGGACCCUUUUGUCAUCCAGGAGAACAUGAAUUCAUCUCCUGCUCCAGCUGAUAUUUCUCAUGCACCAUUUAUUAUUGCUGCCCCUGGCAGUUGCUUUUCAGUCCUGUUGGGUUUCUUUUGAAAUAUAAAGUGAAGAAACUAAUUCCAUACCAGAACACGUGAGACAUUGGUUGAGUAAUUUGAUGGAUUGAGUAAUUUUCUUGUGUUAAUUUCAUCGACAAUUCAAGUUUAAAAUCCAAGCAUGAAAGGCUUUCUGUGGUGAUGGCUCACCUUAUGAGGAAAGGUGGGCUUGACAUAAUAACUCAGUACUGAAGGAAACCAGAAGUCCAGGGAAAGUUUACAGCCCCAUAACAACCCACAAAUUAGUUGCCACCUGCAAUAUUAGACUCUCAAAUCUUAACACAGCACCUGAAUCAUCAUCUUCCUUCUCUCAAGAUGGAUAUCUUGACUCUGCUAGUGAAAAAUACAGCCUGGCUUGUGGGGAACCCAGAUGGCCGGUUCUUGUUCCACACCGAACAUGAGUUUGUUUCCCACUUCCCCAGAAGUAAAUUAAGAUCAAGAGUCAGUCCUUCCUUUCCACAGGGCAGUUGUGAAUACUUCACGAAAUGUGUGCUGUGUGAUGGCCAGUAAUGGAGCCCAGCUGUGUACCUCUGAAGGUGCUUCAGUAAAUCUCAGUGUGGUGCAACAGAUGUAUUUCAAUUUACCCUUCAGGCAAGGCUAGCACUGUUGAAACUGCCCUGUAAUGUUUUCUGUUUCCACUGCACUCAGUGCUAGCAGGCAAAAUAUUUGAAUGCAAGUACUACUGUUGUACUCUCCUAAGCCUUCUUUUAAGUCUUGUUUUCUAACAGUUCUGAUUUUCUAAGAUGGAGAUUAAGUUUUGCAUAAAAAUUGCAUGGCAUAAUGAAAUGUUUCAGAUGAAGAAGGUUUUAUGCAGCUAAAAAUACCUAGACAAUCAUGCACGACUGAAAGAGAAAAAUGAUUCUUCCGAUCGCAUAUGGAUCCUCAUACAUAAUGUCUGAAUAUUUUGUGACUAGUUCUUUAGGGAGGUCCUUCUUGUUGAGAAAAUGAGCUAUUUGAGCUAUUUUCAGUUAUGGCUGAUUCCCAAUAUACAUUACGUAAUUACAAAAUCAGGAAGAGGGUGUUUCUAGUCUGAUAUUUCUGUCUUGAUUCAUGAAAGUGUCUCUGCAUUUGAACUCAAAGU